Molecule: messenger RNA, 2983 nt
Organism: Cladocopium goreaui
Lineage: Eukaryota; Dinophyceae; Suessiales; Symbiodiniaceae
Source: the annotation of a GenBank genome assembly
AUCUUUCGGGACGAUCCUCUGUCGGACACCAUGGAACAAGCACUGCCAGCGCUGCAUGCCCUGUAUUCGGAGACCGAUCCAACGACCAAGAAGCAAGCAGAUGAAUGGCUCACCAAGUUUCAGCAAACACCUGCAGCCUGGCAAGUUUCAGAUCAGCUUCUGAGCUCAUCAGACGCGCCCAUGCAGUUUCGUUUCUUCGCUGCGCAAACGAUUCGCACGAAAGUUCAGUUUGACUUUUACGAGCUGCCCGCUGACAGCUAUGGGAGCCUCAGGGAUUCGAUGCUCAACCACAUCGACAGGUUUCGAGCUAAUGAGCAUCAGCCCAUCCACACGAUGCUGGCGAUUGCUCUAGCAGAUCUGGCAAUUCAAAUGGACCAUGCUUGGCCAAAUGCCGUGGAGACCAUGUUCCAACGCUUCGGGCAGAGUCCUGAGAGUUAUCCAACGCUCCUGGAGGUUGUCCGGAUGUUGCCAGAGGAGAACAACAACUACAAGCUGAUGACAGACAGCUUCAAGCGUGAGAGCUGUAGCCAAAGGUUACAAGCGGCGACGCCUCAAGUUGUCCAAUUCCUCCUGAACUUGCAAUGCCCGACCAUGCAAGCGAGGAGGAAAGUUUUGGAAUGCUUUUUAAGCUGGAUCAAGUAUACCAACUUACAAGCCUCAGAUAUUGCGCAGAACCCGUUGAUCCCAGAGUGUUUCAAGCACGUGGUGGAGGGCGGAGAGUUGAGCGAAACCGCCACAGACAUCAUUGUAGAGGUCUUGCGCAUGUGCGCGCCUGACAUCAACUUGUACCAGCCGGUGAUUCAUGUGAUCAUGAGCCAGUUGGGUGGCCUCCGCUCUAAGUUUGAAGCACUUCUGAGUCGUGGAGUCGAGGCUGCUCUGGAAAGCGAAGAAGACAGAAUUCUGCAGAUCUGCCGGAUAUAUGUUGAGGUUGGAGAAUGCUUGGUGCCUCUGGUCAUGACCCAAUGCGCUGAUGCGCAGAUCGUGAGCAUUCUGGAGGUGAUCCUGAGAUGCACUGAUUUGUCGUCCGAGGAGAUCAGCUCCAUACCUCUAGAGUUUUGGCACCGGCUGGCCGAUGAAGUCUGCCGACAUCCGGAGACCGAUGUGAAGAUCGACCAAUUCCAAGGUGUGUAUCGGGAGCUGCUGAGUGCCAGCAUCCGCAGAUGUACACUAAGCACCAGCCAAGAUCCUUUCCAAGCAGAUGAUGAGAUUGCCGCUUAUCGACAACGGAUCCUGGGACUGGUCGAAGAUUGUCUGGAGGUGUUGACACCGAACACCGCCCUGGAGCAUGUCUUAAAGAGCCUGCUCAGUGGACAGCAGCAAGGAGUGGUGGUGCAAGAAGCUCACUUUUUUGUACUGACCAUGGUUGCAUCGCGGGCAGAAGUUCGAGAUGGCAGCGUGCUGUGGCAGCUGAUUCAAUCCCUGCCACCAUUGAUUUCCUCCUCAGCACCCUCAGAGACCACGGAGGGUGCUAUUCUGCAUUUCACCAAGAAGACAGCCAUUGAGCUGUUGGGCAACUUAUGGCAAUGGGUGAAGACGCGUCCGGACUUCUUGCGAUCGUCUUUGGAGAUGAUCUCCCAGUUGCUGCUGGCGUCGGAUCCUCCCAACAGCCCCGCGAACAUCGUGGAACGCACCAAGCAGGUGCAACAGGCGGCGUCCAUGGCCUUCAAAGACAUCUGUGUGGGUGGCAAACAUCAUCUGCAGGAUUUGGUGCCGCAACUGACUCAACUCUACGUGACCACCAUUGCGUUGCCCAUCCGGAUGCAUCUCUUCAUAGUGGAUGGCAUUGGAUCUGUAGUUGCCAGCAUUCAUCACGACGAGCAGUUUCGGACCGGUCUGGAGCAAUUGGUGUCACCGCUGGUUCAAGGCCUCAACUCGGAAAGGGAGCGGCCCAAUGUGCUCAGUGAGAUCCUUGAUAGGCUCACGACCAUCAUCCGCCAGAUCCACAUCCGCGAGGGCUCAGCGAAAGCAGCCAGCGUCGGCGCUCUGAUCAGUAACACCUUUUGGCCGGUGAUCCGACAAUGCCUCGCCCAGCAUCCAGGGGAUUCCAAAUUGGUGGAGAAGAGCUGUCGUUUGUUGAAGCAUUCCAUGCGCUGUGUGCCAGAUCUCUUCAAGCCAAAUCUUUCGGAUGUGGCGCGAACAUUGGUGACGGCCUUUCAACAGCACCAGCACUCUUCGUAUCUCUAUUCUGCUGAAAUCUUGGCGCAUACCUACGCCAAAGAUCCUGAAAUUGUCCCUGUGCUCACCGAGCUGUUCAACCAGCUGAGCAGCAUUGGCUUGCAGUGCCUCAUGCAAUACAAAGACAAACUGGAGGAAAUCACAGAAUUAGUGGAGGAUUUUUUCGGAAUGUUCGAACGAUAUUUGAGAUUCGCUCCGAGGAUUGUGUUAGAGUCUCCGACUCUUCCUCCUACGAUGCAACUCUGGAGUCUUGCAAUUUUUGUUCAACAAAAGGAGGCUGUCGAGGCUAUCAUCGCCUUCAUUGAGUCUGUUCUGUCGCACAUUUCAGAGGCUGGAAAGCUGGGCAAUCGCUAUUUCGAUGAGUCCAAGGCGAAUAUUGGACGAAUGCUGCAGCCGCACGCUUUACAGGUGGCGCCAAGCUUCGUCCAAGCCAUUUUCCGACUCAUUGCCGGAGUUCCUACGAAAUAUGUGCAAGAGUCCAUCCCUUCCAUCCUGGACCACAUUCGAUUAGCCUUCGCGCAGGAAUUUCCUCAGUGGUUGGAAGCAGGUCUUGCCGGACUGCCACCUUCGGUGGGUUCCAAGGCCGAGCUGCAAAAGUUCGGGGAACACAUCGUGAAUGGCGACGACCAACGACUCUAUGAAGCGAUACAGGACCUGUGCUAUCGAUGCGAACAGGUGGUUCUGAGAAGUCGAGGACAGAAUGACUCGAACAGCGGCGGCAGGAGGAGAAAGUAGAAUAUCCCUACGGUUUGCUGGGAGUCAAAAACCUACAGGAUAGAUUUUGGUGAUGUUCUUUUCUAUUUUUGAU